CGAACCCAACUUUGAGAACCGCUGUUCUAGAUCACCCUGUAUUGUGUACUUAACAUUAUAUCAUACACAUGUAAACAAGCAAACAAGUCUCAAAUUUUGAUACAGAGGGGGUAAGCUCUUCAAAUUUAACAUCAUCCUUGAAGGAUCUUACUACAUGUUUAUCAUGGACUCAAAUCCAGUCCAAAAAUAGAAAACCCAAUUGAAAACUGUUUACAUUGUAAACAAAAAACGUCACACUAAUAAAUUGUAGGCAGCAGCUUGAUUACACCCUUAGUCUGGCCUAACAGGAAGGUCUGGAUGCAUGAAUACUUCUGAUCCUCCAGUCAGAUAGACACACAUGAAUAAUGACCCGUCAUGCAGGCAGCUCCAGCACCUCAAUCUUCAGCCCCAGUUAACAUCUGUAGACUCAAAAAUCCCCUCUACCCCCCCUUUUUUUUCUAACUUGCUAAUUCUCAGAAUUUUCCACAUUAUAUUUUUCCCAUGGAUUAAGCUUCUUCACAGUGGAAGGUAAUCUCAGAAACGUGCAUGUGACAGCCAAAGAUUGAUGAAGAGGCGGGGAAAUAGUUCUUCAUCAAGUCUAAAUAAGUGUUAUUGCCACAAGCUGCUUCAUAUCUGAUCUUAAAUGUGCUAUCUGUCUUCUUCUGUGGUAUUUCUUCAGCAGUUGUUUGUUGCUAUGAUCCAGUAGUAGUAUGACGAUGAGGAGAAAUAGCUCUUCUAAACUUUUUAACUCAACUGAGAGGAAGUGGGACUCUUCAGAUCAGCCCUCCGAUAUCAACUUUCUCCAGGACCCCUACAUCCCAAGUGUUGUUAAAAGGCUCUUCUCAGGGACCCUGCAACUGCCCAGGCUGUCCUGCAGACCUUCCAAACAGGACACUUCUGAGGAUGGCUCCCAAUCCAGACCCUCAGCUUCCAGCAUCAAGCCCUCUAGGAGCUUAGGCACGCUGACCAGCUGCAUCUCCAGAGUCUUUUUUGAUGUGGAGAAUGGAUUGUCAGUGGGACGCAGCCCCCUGGACCCUCAGGCCAGCCCUGGCUCCGGUCUGGUCUUACAGGCCAACUUCCCUCACAGCCAGCGGCGGGAAUCCUUCCUGUACCGCUCCGACUCUGAGUUUGACCUUUCACCCAAAGGUCCCUCCAGAAACUCCUCUGGUGCCAGUGACCUGGAAGAAAGCUUGAAGCACUGGGAGGUCAACUGGUUGUCAACUCGACACACAGAAGACAUGAUUGUCACUCCAUUUGCACAGGUCCUCGCCAGCCUGAGGACAGUCCGAAGUAACUUUGCUGUCAUAACCAACCAGCAAGAUCGCACAGCCAGCAAGACACGAUCGUCAGGCAGCAACCCACCAUCCAUGUGCAAGACCAGCCUGGCAGAGGAGCCUCACCAACAGCUGUCCAUAGAGACUCUGGACGAGCUGGACUGGUGUCUGGAACAACUGGAGACUCUGAAAACUCGACACUCUGUCAGUGAGAUGGCUUCCAACAAGUUCAAGAGGAUGCUGAACCGGGAGCUCACCCAGCUGUCAGAAACGAGCCGAUCAGGGAACCAGGUGUCUGAGUUCAUCUCCAGCACCUUCCUUGAAAAGCAACAUGACAUGGACAUCAUGUCACCCCCAAUAAAGGAAAAGGACAAGAAGAAGCGUCCCAUGUCCCAGAUCAGCGGUGUGAAGAAGGCUACCCACAGCCCCAGCCUUGCCCCCUCUAACAUCCCUCGCUUUGGGGUCAACACCAGCCAGGAAGGUCUUCUAACAAGGGAGAUGGAGGAUGUUAACAGAUGGGGUAUUGACAUCUUUAAGGUUGCUGAGUAUUCAGGGAACCGCCCAUUGACGGUCACCAUGUACACCAUCUUCCAGGAACGAGAUCUCCUGAAGUCUUUCAAGAUUCCCACUGAUACUUUCAUUACCUUCAUCAUGACUUUGGAGGACCAUUACCGUGCUGAUGUGGCCUAUCAUAACAACAUCCAUGCUGCAGACGUGGUCCAGUCAACGCAUGUCUUACUCUCCACCCCUGCACUCGAGGCUGUAUUUACUGAUCUGGAGAUCCUUGCUGCACUGUUUGCCAGCGCCAUCCAUGAUGUGGAUCACCCUGGAGUUUCCAAUCAGUUUCUCAUCAACACCAACUCAGAGCUGGCCCUGAUGUAUAACGACUCAUCGGUGCUGGAGAAUCACCACCUGGCUGUCGGCUUUAAGCUGCUGCAGGAUGAAAACUGUGACAUCUUUCAGAACCUCAGCAAAAAGCAGAGACAGUCACUGAGAAAAAUGGUCAUUGAUAUGGUGUUGGCAACAGAUAUGUCAAAGCACAUGAACCUCCUGGCAGACCUGAAAACCAUGGUGGAGACCAAGAAAGUCACCAGUUUAGGAGUUCUGCUGCUUGACAACUACUCAGAUCGCAUACAGGUCCUUCAGAAUAUGGUGCACUGUGCAGACCUGAGCAACCCCACCAAGCCUCUGGAGCUGUACCGGGCGUGGACGGACCGCAUCAUGGUGGAGUUUUUCACCCAGGGGGACAGGGAGCGGGACAAAGGCAUGGAGAUCAGCCCCAUGUGUGACAAACAAAAUGCCUCAAUAGAGAAGAGCCAGGUGGGUUUCAUCGACUACAUAGUUCAUCCUCUGUGGGAGACCUGGGCAGACCUGGUCCAUCCGGAUGCUCAGGAGAUCUUGGACACACUGGAGGACAACAGAGAGUGGUACCAGAGCAUGAUCCCCCACAGCCCCUCACCAGACCAGGGCCAGGAGGAAGAGGGAGCCCUGGCCGGGGAAGCAUCAGCAGUCAGUGGAGGCGGUGGCUCCAUUUCAGCCGACAAGUUCCAGUUUGAGUUGACUCUGGAAGAAGAGGGAGAAUCAGACACAGAGAGUCUACCUGAGGAGGAAGGAAGCCGCAGCAGCAAUAGGGGGCCCAAACUCUCCAGGACUGAUUCUGACAAUGGCUUUGAUGCUCUGCCCAGCACAGAACUUACACCUGAUUCAGACAGGACGUUUCCUCUUGACUCUGACAAAGACAUAGACGAAGACAGAGAAACAGACCAGGAAAGCGUCUCUGGUGUCCCUCGCUUCAGACUCGGCACAUAGCACCAACCAAAAGUGAUGUUUCUUUUGGGCUUUUUUGUUUGUUUUCUUAAUUUGAGGCCUCAUCCUCUGUCACUCCCCCUCUCCCUCUCCAACCUAAACAUCACUGCAUCUGGCAAGGCCAACAGGGUGACAGGAAGCCUUGGUGUUGGGAGUGCAGGAGUGCAUGCAGGCAUCCAGGUGUGUUAAACUCUGCAGUUCUACACAGUGGUCACUUGCACUGGAGAGAGACAGACAGACUGAGUCACUGUUCCAGUAGAGGACAGGAAACCAAGUUUCUGAGCGGUCCUUUAUGUCACUUAGACAAACUGUGGACAGUGGGAAGUUUAAAAAAAACUUCCAUUUUACCAGCCAAACCAAGGUCUACUACAAAACAGUGCUGUCUUCCUCUUUUGGAGUACCAGUGAAGAACGUGAGGAAGUAACCAGAGGUCUUGCCAAACUUGCAAUUUACAGGGACAAUGCUGUUUUGCCUACAUUUUUUUGUUAAUUUUUUUCAUGGAUGUAUUCUGUUGUUAUUUUCAAAUGUAGGUUCAUACACAGUGAAACAAAGAUACAGUAAAAAGCACACUUCAAAGCAGCAAAGUAAUGACAGAAAGGAACUAUGCAUGAUUGUAUGCAGACAGACUGAGUGAAUUUUUGAUUAUUAUUUACGUAGCACAGGCCGUUUUGUUGUGUUAGGCAGGCAGUUGUUAUGGAGGAGGAAUACUUAGUUAUGAUGAAGUGACAGAACAUUAAUUGAGAAUUUCAUUUUAUCUCUGCUUACUACUUUAAAGUUGGGAUCCAAAACUAUUACAUUUGUCUGCGACAAAACUGAGCCAGGGUCAGUGAAGUGCUGUUCAGUCGAAGGAGAUCACAUCCAAAAUGGUGUGGGUAUGCACAUGGUGCCUCCCGGUGUUGAAAAGUGGAACUGCAGUUCUGACAUUGGAGACAGAUUCAUUGCAAGGUUUUGUAUAGGCCUAAAAGGAACAUACAUUCAAGCUGUAUUUUAGUAUAAAUCUACCCAAAAUAUCAGAAAUCUUUCAGUUAUUUUUUUUACUUUUUGUUGAUUUUUGUCAGAUUUAAUUUUUAUUUAUGCUCGCCUUCAAGUUUAGCACUUUACAGUUAGUUCAUGGCCAGCCCUUGUUGUGGUAUUUAAGGGCUUGAGCCAGAACGUGACUCUUGGGAGGCUGUUGACUGAGAGACAGUUUGUCAUUGGCUGUCAACAAACCAGCACAAACAUCAUGUAAUGACUAACAAUGCUUCGAUACAGCUGAAACGCAUGAAAUCAUCUAUUCAAAUCCAUUAUUGUUAUGACACAAGGUGUCCAACACAGCAGCAUCAAGCCACUUGCAUAGAUUAGCAGACUGGUAAUGGCAGUAAUACAAGAGAAUCAUUGUUACUGUAAACAAAAACAAACCCUAGUUACUAAGCUACAUUUUCAUGUGCCAGAAUAUGUUCUUUUUCUCUCAUUGAUCAAUAUUUUGCUCUUCACAGGGACAUAGUCAAUGACAAAACAAGUGCCAAGCAAGCAUGACACAACCCGUACUGUAAUUUCCAUUUUGCCACUGGCUACUUUCCAUCAGUGACUGAUAAAGUUGGUUGAUUGUAGCGCCCUGCGUGCCAAUCUGACCCAUAUGUCUUUGUUGUUUUUUUUCUAACUCUUGUUCAAACAGUAACUGAAACUGAUAUUGUCUUAAAACAGUGAUGUGUUUUAGUGUGUGUGAGUGAAUGACAGUUUGACCUUUUUGAUGUAUUUGCUAAGAAAAAACCAAAGCACUUUGUAUGGUACUUUUACAGUUCUGCACUUCCAGUACAGUUAAACAUGUAUAAUGUGACUGUUUCACUGUUUUUUCUGUUGGAGAGGUGAAUUGCACGAGCUGGACCACUACAGCUCUAAAGGAUGUAUGUUGGAGGGACUGAAUUUUUUUUGUUCUUUUUAUAUAUGACUGUACAAAAAAUGUGUACUGUUGAAAUGCAUGACAUGGGCUGCAGGAUUCAAAGAACUGGGAGAGAAUAGAGUACCUAUAAAACUUAGCCUGUGGAGAAACUUGUUUCAAUGUAUAAAUGAGCUGACCUUUUUUUUUUGUUGUUGAUGCCUUAUUGCCAAACUAAGGAUUUUUUUCUUGUCACUGUCAUGCUGGACUGAAACAUGUGCAAUCCUUUCAUUUGCCGUUAACAUCGCCUAACAGAGAGAGAAACACUCAUGGAUGCCUUCAACACUAAGGACUAUUUCAAAGCAGCUCAACCAGCACAACGUGUCUGUUUCUCUGCGUGUCACACAUUGCUUAUUUUGUACAUUUUCCUCAAAGUACUUCAUGUACAGAUUAUUUAUUAUUUCUGUAUUAUCUGUCAGAAACAAUGGAACAGUAGACUUUAUUUUAGUCUGAGGGUUUAGUACUUAUAUGUAGCUUGUUAUGCAAGAAACUCAAACAGGACAGAUUUCUGAUAUUACUCCGCUUUUCCCUUCUCCUCUAAUUUCUUGAUGUCUACCAAUAAGAUUUAUAAUAGGCAAAACACUUACUUUCAUGUUUUCUUGGUGUUAACUAGUUCAUUGACAGAUUUCAGUCUGCGUUAUCUGAAAAUCCCUCCUAUCCUGUCUUCCUCUGUUUCCACUGAUAUGUCUGGAUAUUGUAUUCAUGAAGAAUCUUGCUAUUUGUGUACUGAUCUGAGACUUCUUUGAUUCAGAGUAAAGACACAGUAGUCGUACAGCCUCAAGUCAUCCUAGAUGAGUAUUUCUGUUCUUAAAGAUUUGAUGAUGAAUAUUCGUCAUGAACUAAGACUGCAGCUUUGACAAUCCAACCUCUGCUGUUUAACUGCGGGUGUGUUUGCCCUCUCUCCAACUACAACUGUAUGCCUUGCCAAUAAAGGAGAUACUCUUCACU
Molecule: messenger RNA, 5922 nt
Organism: Notolabrus celidotus (New Zealand spotty)
Lineage: Eukaryota; Metazoa; Chordata; Actinopteri; Labriformes; Labridae
Gene: pde4ca
Product: phosphodiesterase 4C, cAMP-specific a
Exons: 17
Coding region: 690-3062 (790 amino acids)
Biological process (GO): signal transduction
Cellular component (GO): nucleus; perinuclear region of cytoplasm; cytosol
Molecular function (GO): 3',5'-cyclic-AMP phosphodiesterase activity
Source: RefSeq, a predicted model, not a curated record